GUAAUAUCAGUGUUUGCCCGGCCAGCGUGCGGGCAAUACGUAUUUAAAGUAGAUAAUGUAAGGUCAUACAAUGUUAUUAUAAAAACUUAGUGAAAAAGUGAUAAAAUAGUAUUAACAAAACGUGAUUAACUGAUUGUUACAGGCGCAUUGCUGCUUUUUAUAUAUGAAGAAGAUUAAUAUAAGAAGAGAAUAAAAGGAGAAUUAAUCUGUUUCACAAAAAUGGCAUCAAAGUCGUUGUUCGCUGCAAAUCGAACUGUAGCGCUAACAAAAAAGAGUCUGAAAUGCCUUAGCUGCGUGCGGAAGUUCUCUGAAACACCUUGGACUCAAGAAGGAAUCAUAAAAUCCCCUUUCAAAGACAUUGAAGUACCGACGUGUACGUUGUAUGAGUACGUGUGGCAGAAUCUGGAGAAAUGGCCGGAUCGGACUAUGGCGGUGUGCGGCUUCACAGGACGUGGCUACACGUAUUCACAAGGCUUCAAGCUAUCGUCCACCUUCGCGGCGAACCUGCGUGGCAAGCUGCGCGUGCGCGACGGCGACGCCGUGGCCGUCAUGCUGCCCAAUGUGCCUGACUAUCCUGUCGUGGCCUUGGGCAUAUUGGGGGCUGGUGCUGUCAUCACCAGUAUCAACCCUAUUUACACUGCGCAUGAAGUCCAACGCCAACUUGUAAUGUCAGACGCAAAAGUGAUAGUCACGGUGCGAGAGACAACAGACGUCGUCAAAGCCGCUCUUAAAAUGGCAAAAUUGGAUAUUCCCAUCAUUAUAGUUAGAACUGAAGAUACAGAAGUGCCAGUUGGCACGAUACGAUUCAAAGAAUUAAGCGUUGAUGUCAAUGUUGAUCUAUCUCCGUUGAAAGAAGUCAGACGAACUGCUCAAGAUGUAUGUUUCUUGCCUUAUUCGAGCGGUACAACAGGAGAGCCAAAGGGAGUAGACUUGACGAAUAGGAAUUUAGUGGCAAAUUGUGAACAAAUGAAUGAGCCUAUCAUCAAAACACAUAAUGCUACAACAGCGACCCACCAAGAUGCCGUGAUGGCGGUGCUGCCAUUUUUCCACAUAUACGGCGCAGAGGUGAUGAUGUUCCACAAGCUAUCCCAAGGAAUCAAAUUGGUGACCCUGCCGAAGUUCCAGCCUCAACUGUUCUUGCAAACCUUGGAAAAGUAUAAAACCAACGUUUUGUACGCUGUUCCUCCUAUUGUGUUACUGAUGGCUUCACAUCCAGCUGCAACACCCAAAACAUUUCAGCAUCUGGAGGUAAUCAUCAAUGGAUCUGCUCCCCUAACAACCUCAGAUGCUGAUAGAUUCAUCGAAAGAGCCAAGAGAAAAUUUGACUUCAGACAAGGCUACGGUCUAACAGAAACUUCACCAGUGGUAACAGUAACUCCGAGAGGUAAUGACAACUAUGGAUGUGUUGGUCUUCCUGUUCCAAAUACUCAACUUAAGAUUGUUGAUGAAAAUCUUAAAGCUCUUGGACCUAAUGAGAAAGGAGAACUGUUGAUUCGUGGCCCACAAGUCAUGAAGGGAUACAGAAAUAACGACAAAGCAAAUAAAGAAGCGUUUACUGACGAUGGAUGGUUCAGAAGUGGAGACUUGGCCAUCGGAGAUGAGCACGGCAUCAUUACUAUAGCUGAUAGAUUAAAAGAACUUAUUAAGGUCAAAGGCUUCCAAGUUCCGCCAGCAGAAUUAGAAGGCGUCCUCCGCGACCAUCCAUCAGUAGACGACGCUGCAGUUAUCGGGGUUCCCCAUGAGACCAAAGGAGAAGCGCCCAAAGCGUUCAUAGUGGUAAAGAAGGGACACAAUGUAGCCCCAUCAAAUAUAUGCGACUUUGUGAAGAAGAGAGUGGCUGAGUAUAAGAGGAUAAGUGAUGUGAUGUUUUUGGAUGAGUUACCGAAGAACUCGACUGGAAAGAUACUAAGGAGAGAGUUAAAAGAGAAAUAUACGUAAAUUUUCAAUUAUCCCUAGGGACAUGUGCUCCUUGAAGGAAAACAGAGAUGUGGCUUGUUUGAAAUACUUGACUUAAAUCGACCCGGAUAUGAACCGUGAUAACCUUUCAUAUUGUUUUUGAGCUCCAUAUAUUCCGACGCAGUAACAUGCAUCUUGUUCACGGGUAACUGAAGAUAGUGGGUGGGUGUCAAAGUUUGUCCCGGUCGAUUUAAGUCUAGUGAAUCUAACUGUAAAUCAUUCAAAACUGUUAUUGAAAUACUUGUAUUUCAAAUGCAAAUACGAAAUGCAAAAUGCCUAUUUCUUUUUUUUAUUUCAAUACUUUUUUAUGAGACUAUUUUUUGUUUGAAAUAGUUUUAGGACCUAUUUUCAAAAUACAAAAUACUUUUUAGCAGUUUGUAUUUAGAGGUUACAAUCUUUUCUGACGACAAUUCUUGCAACUCCCUCAUUCUUUUAACAUGGAACUGUUGAGUAGGUUUAGUAAUGGCGCACAUGACCGUGAGUGCAGUGAGUAGUUAAAAAACUAAAAUCUUGAGCAUUGCGAGGGUUUCAAGGCACGAGAGGUGAAAAAACUUUGCUACAUGGUGAAACAUAAACAUUUUCACCACACCAACAAGAGUAUACUAGAGUAAAGAAACUGUAACACAUUACAAUUAAUAAAAAGAUAAUUAUUAUUAAUAAAAAAACCACCAACCGACACACUAUUUUCAAAGAAUAAAGAAAGCCUUUCUGACUCCGUAAUUCCGGUACUUUUUACCGAAAAGUAUUUGUAUUUUAAAAAAGUAUUUUGAAAAUAGCUAUUUAGUAUUUCAAAUAUAAAUUUUAAAACUAUUUUUGUAUUUUGCAUUUGAAAUAGUUUAUCAAGUAGGUAUUUGUAUUUUGUAUUUUUGGUACUUUUUAUAAACUAUUUUUCCCAUCUCUGGUUAUUGAUAGAUCUGGAUAUUAAUAUAUGUCUACUUAAAGUUAAAGUUACUUAAAGUUAAAGGAGUAAUAGGUAAUUAAAGGAAGGAAAUAUUAUAAUAUUGUAUUCGUUCAAGGAAAUAUGAAAAUAAGGGCGUUUUACCGAAUCGUGUACCAUGCCGAAAAUGACACCUUUUUUAAUAUCAUUUUUAGUGGGAAUGUUGGUAUCCAUAGUAAAGUAGAUAUUCUAAAGUAUUUGAGAUUGUGUUUUGUUUCACACACUUAAGCUUAGUUUAUUUUUUUAAUUUUAUUAUUAAUUUAUUUAACUGACAAAGUCGUAAAUGCCUGUCAGUUAUGUAACGACUGAAAUAAUUCUGUUCUGUUUUACCUAUUUCAAUAGGUUUAAUUGUACAUUUAAAUUAUUAAGAUUUAUUAAUAUGAUUUUUUUUUUCAUAUUAAUUUUUUCAAUAAAAAGGCAAAAAUUAUUAGAAUAAUUAAUGAAUAUUGCUCUAAAAUACAUUUUUAAUUCAGUUUUGUAACGGCUGCUACUAUUGCGUGCUUUAUUUUCUUUACAAUUAAGAUGGUUGCGAUCAAAACCAUUAUGAAAUGUUACUAUUUUAAGUAAUUUUUUUAUAUAGUUUUAUAAUAUAAUGAUAUUUUUGUUAUUUGUUUUAUAAUCUAAUAUAAUAUACUGCAAACGUAAGGAAAAAUCGAUAGUGCUCGAAUUUAUGUACUGAGAAAGUGGCACAGUUACAAAACUGAUAUGUCAAAAUUAAUAGGUCGGGGUUACAUGGGCGAAUUCUGCCAUAAAAUAAAAUAUAUUUUUAAAU
Cydia pomonella (codling moth) is the source of this 3665-nucleotide messenger RNA. RefSeq lists its product as uncharacterized. Gene Ontology annotation, cellular component: mitochondrion. Gene Ontology annotation, molecular function: long-chain fatty acid-CoA ligase activity. Bases 220 to 1938 code for a protein of 572 amino acids. The transcript has 10 exons. NCBI's taxonomy places the organism in Eukaryota, Metazoa, Arthropoda, Insecta, Lepidoptera, Tortricidae. The record is from RefSeq and is a predicted model, not a curated record. Gene Ontology annotation, biological process: fatty-acyl-CoA biosynthetic process; long-chain fatty acid metabolic process.